Molecule: messenger RNA, 204 nt
Organism: Gaeumannomyces tritici R3-111a-1
Lineage: Eukaryota; Fungi; Ascomycota; Sordariomycetes; Magnaporthales; Magnaporthaceae
Exons: 1
Coding region: 1-204 (67 amino acids)
Source: RefSeq, a predicted model, not a curated record
AUGUCCGGCGCCCUCCAUGAUCGUCGCCUCGCGUCACUGCAUUUGCCUGACAAGACCGACAGUGUGCCUGCCUGCCGCCUGCUCCUGCUGCUGCUCUCAAACUGCAUGCAAACAAGCGUGACCCUCCUCCCGGCCGACCUUACGAUCACCAAGAGGAAUGGCACCAAAGAUCGCCCCAGCCGAGCUGCUCGAUCCGAUCUCUGA